CGGAGUCUUGCGUCUGUUCCCAUAGUGCUUUGCUCGCAGGUGUCAUGGCGGCUCUCUAGUCAGUAUCAGUGCGGGUGUUUAUUAUUGUUAACAAAGCGCUUUAAUUCUCCUUCAGAGGUAUGUAACAAAUCUUAAGGGUUGUCUGACUUGAUCGCGGACGCACUAAAACCUCUUCAGGACAUCUCGAGGACUUACAGAAGCAGUUUAUUUAAUCAUAAGCUAAGAUACGCUAGCAUCUGCUUUGAAACGAAGACUAUGAGCACACAGUACAGUAUACUAUUCAAGCAGGAGCAUGCUCAUGAAGAUGCCAUCUGGACGGCGGCAUGGGGUCGCAGCGAGAAAGAUGGGUCAGAAACCAUUGUGACCGGCUCUUUGGACGACCUGGUAAAAGUGUGGAAAUGGUCGGAUGAAAAGCUGGAGCUGCAGUGGACGCUAGAGGGUCACCAGCUGGGCGUGGUGUCGGUGGACAUCAGUCAGAACGGAGCGAUCGCCGCCUCCAGCUCUCUUGACGCUCACAUUCGGCUCUGGGACCUGGAGACUGGUAAACAGAUCAAGUCCAUGGACGCAGGCCCAGUUGAUGCCUGGGCGGUCGCCUUUUCUCCUGACUCCAAAUACAUCGCCACCGGCAGCCAUCUAGGGAAGGUCAACAUCUUUGGCGUGGAAAGCGGGAAAAAGGAGCAUUCACUGGACACCAGAGGGAAAUUCAUUCUGAGCAUCGCCUAUAGUCCAGAUGGAAAGCACUUAGCCACUGGUGCAAUAGACGGAAUCAUUAAUAUCUUUGAUAUUGCGACUGGGAAACUCCUGCACACGCUGGAAGGUCAUGCGAUGCCUAUCAGGUCUCUGACCUUUUCUCCAGACUCUCAGCUGCUGGUAACCGCGUCAGACGAUGGCUACAUCAAGAUUUAUGACGUGCAGCACGCUAACCUGGCCGGGACACUCAGCGGUCACGGAUCCUGGGUGCUGAACGUGGCCUUUUCACCCGACGACACGCACUUUGUGUCCAGUUCGUCCGAUAAGAGUGUGAAGGUGUGGGACACAAGCAGCAGAUCAUGUGUGAACACGUUCUUUGAUCAUCAGGACCAGGUUUGGAGUGUGAAAUACAACCCCACGGGCUCAAAAAUCGUCUCUGCGGGUGAUGACCGAGCCAUCCACAUUUAUGACUGUCCGAAAUGAAGCUCCGAUAGCCACACCCACUCAAGACCACAGCAUGCAUGCAAAUGAUAUUUUUAUUUCAUAGUUUCAUUGCAACGUCAACAUCUGUGUAUGGUGAUACAAAUAAACGUUUUUUUUUUUCUAAACACUUGUUGACAGAUUACAUUCCAUGACAUUUUUAGUAAAAAGCAUGAGAUUUAUAUUCAUUUCAGAGUUUAAUUGCUUAUUUUAUGACUUUAAAAUCAAAAUGUUCAAAUUUCCUGAUAUUUCCAGCUCUUUUUUUUAACAUGACUUGAGUGCAAACAUGGCUGUUCCGCCCUCUUCAGGCCACCAAAUGUUACUGCACCACCAUUGUAACAAUUUAUUUUUUUACUGUAUUGUAGCAGGCAUGUAAAAAUAAGUUAUAAUAUAUAAAGAUCUAGAGCAGAACUUGACUGUUGAACCAUA
Messenger RNA from Megalobrama amblycephala (Wuchang bream), 1599 nucleotides. It is a transcript of the gene skic8, whose product is annotated as WD repeat domain 61. Bases 256 to 1173 code for a protein of 305 amino acids. The record is from RefSeq and is a predicted model, not a curated record. The transcript is spliced from 11 exons. Lineage: Eukaryota; Metazoa; Chordata; Actinopteri; Cypriniformes; Xenocyprididae. Gene Ontology annotation, cellular component: Cdc73/Paf1 complex. Gene Ontology annotation, molecular function: protein binding.